UCCUUGCAGGACGUCACCGCAGACUGCAGGGGCUCCAGCCGCUGCCGCGCAGCCCUACAUCAGCACACAGAGGGCUCGUCACCGCCGCUGCCAAAAAAUUUGCCGUCGCUAAGGUCGCCACCGCAUCGGUGCAGGGCAAGAUGGCGUCGGCCACAGACUCGCGAUAUGGACAAAAGGAGUCCUCGGACCAGAAUUUCGACUACAUGUUCAAGAUCCUCAUCAUUGGUAACAGCAGUGUGGGCAAGACAUCCUUCCUCUUCCGCUAUGCAGACGACUCCUUCACACCAGCCUUUGUCAGCACUGUGGGCAUAGACUUCAAGGUCAAGACUAUCUACCGCAAUGACAAGAGGAUCAAGCUGCAGAUCUGGGACACAGCAGGGCAAGAGCGGUACCGAACCAUUACCACAGCCUAUUAUAGGGGUGCCAUGGGCUUCAUCCUCAUGUAUGACAUCACCAAUGAGGAGUCCUUCAAUGCUGUGCAGGAUUGGUCAACCCAGAUCAAGACCUACUCAUGGGAUAACGCCCAGGUGCUGCUGGUGGGGAACAAGUGUGACAUGGAGGAUGAGCGGGUGGUGUCCUCAGAGCGUGGUCGUCAGCUGGCGGACCACCUUGGGUUUGAGUUCUUUGAGGCAAGUGCCAAGGACAACAUUAAUGUCAAGCAAACCUUUGAGCGCCUGGUAGAUGUCAUCUGUGAGAAGAUGUCCGAGUCACUGGACACAGCUGACCCUGCUGUCACAGGUGCCAAGCAGGGCCCACAGCUCACGGACCAGCAGGCGCCCCCGCACCAGGAUUGCGCUUGCUGAGAGCUGGCCCACCCAUCCCUUCCCUGCCCUUCCACCCCACCACCAGGCCCCUCCUGGCCAUGGGCAUAAGACCCCUGCCCCGACCUAGCCCUAGCCUGUCACCCUUAUUUAUUAUUGUAGCUAUUUAUUUAUUUAUUUAUUGGAGAUAUCCCCUGGGGACUUGGCGCCACCCCCUCUUCACCCCGCCCUGUACAUACAGGCCUGUCUCUGCUCUGCCGUGGCGUGUUGUUGCCCCGCGAACUCACCACUCACCCUCUUCUCCAGACCCCACCUUUUUAAAACUUCAUCCAUCAAAUAGUUCUUGGUUUUGAAGAGGGGGCCAGAUGAUACCUGAGGGCAGGGUGACCAGGUGAUGGAAGGUAGCUAGGCCUGCCAGUCUCUUGGCUGUGACACAGUGGGCCGAGGCCACAAUGGAAUCUCAGCAUGGACCAUUGGUGGGUCAGAGCCCAUCAAUGGCCCACCAGGCUCCUGGCCCCCAAGUUUUACCUUUUUUUAAAAUGGGGCUGCUGUGGUUACUCACCACCCUGGGAAUACCUCCCAUAGACCUAUAUGAUGUCAUGAGUGUCAAAUGUGCCCCCUGUCCCCCAGGAGAUGUCAUAACAACACUACACACACCUAAUAAAAUGAAUGGACGAUGCUGUGUCUA
Messenger RNA from Molossus molossus (Pallas's mastiff bat), 1449 nucleotides. RefSeq names its product RAB3A, member RAS oncogene family (gene RAB3A). Lineage: Eukaryota; Metazoa; Chordata; Mammalia; Chiroptera; Molossidae. The record is from RefSeq and is a predicted model, not a curated record. The transcript is spliced from 5 exons. The coding region runs from base 141 to 803 and encodes 220 amino acids. Gene Ontology annotation, molecular function: GTP binding; GTPase activity. Gene Ontology annotation, biological process: maintenance of presynaptic active zone structure; protein localization to plasma membrane; protein secretion. Gene Ontology annotation, cellular component: endosome; synaptic vesicle; axon.